GAAAGGGGGUCCUUGAUCGCAGCGGGAAUCUCCACAGCUCCUCCUUCAUAGCCGAUCGCGUGAACGCUGCAGCCAAUUCCAUUCCGCACCUUCUUAACUAUUUGUACAAUUGGUAUUUCUAAUGGUUUUUGUUUCAGGGUGCGGGUCAUUGUUGGUUGGUGUGGUGGAAUGAAGUGGAGUGAAGGAAGGAAUCGGAGUGAGGGAAGGAUUUAAUCAAUCGGGAGAAGUUUUGCCUUUCGUGUUGCGGGAACGAACGAGAGAGAGAGAGAGAGAGAGAGAGUUGGAGCUUGUUUUUAUCGUACAUGGAGACUUUACAAGCUGUGCAUCAUGUGGUUGGAGUGAAGGUCGGCGGUGCGGGUGCAGUUCGAUCUGAGGUGGUUGAAUGCAAUUCGGUGCAGCGUUGCGGGACGAGGGUUGCCUUUCGUGGGGUUUCACGUCGGUUGAGGUACGAGGGGGCUGUGUGGGGUGGUAUCGGUGAGGCGAGGAGGGUGAAGAAGAGGAGUGCAGUGAAUGCGGCGUACGAGAGCUCGAGCGGUGGGAAUAGCCAUGUCGAAGGAGGGGACAACGGCGGAGGUAACAGUACGAGUGAGUAUCUAGAAGCGCAAGUGAUGGAUGCUGUGAGCAUGGUGCCAUUCCAUGGCAAGCUGCUUAUGACACUGGGAAAUGGAAUGGAGAUGGAAGUUGAUCAUAUCAACCCUGCCAAGGGGCGUUUGCUUUACAAAUCCAGUACUCCGACGAUCUUUUUGAAGGUCACAGAUGGGUCGAACUUGAUGCUGCCGAUUGUUGUGGGCGAAGCCGCAGUGAGCAUGCUCAUGAGGGCCUUGCACGACGACGAGCAUGCCAGUCGUCCCAAUUACUAUGUCCUCAUGCGUGAUAUGGUGGAGAGUUUGCAUUAUGAGCCCAGGAUGGUGAGGAUUACCGACCGAGUUGUGGAUACUUACUACGCCAGAAUUUACUUGGGCAAGCCUGGUGAGGAAGAGCUUGUGAGUGUGGAUGCAAGGCCAUCGGAUGCGAUCAACUAUGCGGUUCGUUGCAAGGUUCCAAUUUAUGUGAAUAGCAGCAUCAUCAGGGCGGAUGCCGUGCGUCCUGUGACGGAGGUUGAACUCACAAGGAGGGUGGAGCUCAACAUCCCGAGGAAAAGAAGUUCUAUUUUGGCAGAAUCUUUUAAUUCGUAUGAACCCGAUGUUUUCCAAGACGAGAUGGCUAUGGUGAUGUGCAUGCUCGUUGCCGCUAAGCAGGAGCGCUACGGUGAUGCGAUUCGAUGGCGGGACGAACUUGCAAGACUUCGGGCAGAAUUCAAACAGAAGCUGCGGCGACUCUAAACGAGUACCUGGAGUAAGAUUUUGUGGAGGCAAAUUCUUGAUAAGAUUUGGUCUUAAGUAUUGGACCUCCUAUUGAUGUACAUAUAGAUCUUGCCAAAUUGGGAUAACUCGUGUGAAUGGUGUGAUACAAAAGGCGACAGGGAACUUAAAUAAUGUUAAUGUAUUAUGUGUCCUUCCUAUGUAAACUACUUGUGCUCCGUUUGUCUUUCACAGUUCUGACAUACAUGCUGAUCGCCUCUGAUAUUCAGUGACAGCUACUUCAAACAGUCUACCGGUACUUGCAUAGUGAGUGCUCGUUAUCUGUGUUUGGUUGUUAAGGCUGCUGUGCCGAUUCCACAAAGCUUUUGGAAACAAGUUUUCAGAUCAAUUGGUGACUCCAUGUAA
Molecule: messenger RNA, 1706 nt
Organism: Physcomitrium patens
Lineage: Eukaryota; Viridiplantae; Streptophyta; Bryopsida; Funariales; Funariaceae
Source: RefSeq, a predicted model, not a curated record